This is a messenger RNA of Neoarius graeffei (lesser salmon catfish), 3282 nucleotides long. RefSeq lists its product as uncharacterized. The record is from RefSeq and is a predicted model, not a curated record. The coding region runs from base 2280 to 3257 and encodes 325 amino acids. Lineage: Eukaryota; Metazoa; Chordata; Actinopteri; Siluriformes; Ariidae. The transcript has 3 exons.
AUGAGAGAUGACAUCAGAGUUUUAAUAAAGGAACGUUGCAGAAGAAGCUUGGCUUUACACACAGAUAAUCACAGAGGCAUGAAUUCACAACAUAACCCUCUUCCUGAAAACAAAAACAUGAGCACUGAACAGCAGCAAAACAUUCUGUUAUGGCGGAAACCUCACUAUAUGAACACAUCACCUAUAAACCAUAGCGUCGAGGCCUGCCACAUUCUACCCAGGAGAGACAAGGAAAACACUGCCAUCAUAAUGAGAUUCGUCAAUCGAAAACAUAAAGCUGCAUUGCUGAAACAAGGAAGGAAACUGAAAGGUACAAACGUCUACAUCAAUGAGCACCUGACAAAACGCAAUGUUGACAUCGCCAGAAAAGCAUGUCAUCUGAAGAAAGAAAAUAAAAUUCAAUCUACAUGGAUAACCAACUGCAAAGUAUUCAUUAAGCUGAACGGUACACCGGAGGAAGCUAGAGUUCUGGUCAUACGGAACAUUGAGGACUUGGACAAAUACCAGUGAUAGUUAUCGGACUGUAAGGUAAUCAAUACCAAUGUGACACGACACCAAACUCAACCAUGACACACACUGAAAUAACUUUUUCAUCCAUUACUCGGAACACUACUCGGCUCACGCAAAUGCUUGUUGAUUAUGAAAACCUGGAACUGAAACAACAUGAAUUCACUGACCAUAAACUAUUGGAUAUAGAAAAUGACAUAGACCCGGACAAUAACUUUUUCUCAACCAUUAAUGAUAAUUGCCACUAUUACACAGAUGAACAGUACAAUCAGUCCACUAAGGCUGUGGGGAAAUGAUCAAUAAUACAUUUCAACAGCAGAAGCAUGUACGCUAACUUCAAACACAUCAAGAAAUUAGAUUAGAUUAGAACUUUAUUGAUCCCUUUGGGCGGGUUCCCUCAGGGAAAUUAAAAUUCCAGUAGCAUCAUUACAAGAUAAACAGAGAAUAGAAAUAAAGAAAAACUUCUAGAUAAAUUAAAUUAAAUAUUUACAUAUACAAAUAUAAAAAAGAAUAAGGUACGGGGAAGGGGGGGUAAUAAAUAAAUAAAGUCCAGCGGAAGAGGUAUUGCACAUUAUAUUGCACAUUGUCCAGUAUUGCUUAUUGUCAGGCUAGGCUACUGCUCCUUCCCGUCCUCUGUCCUUCUGUUCCCCCCCAGAGAGGAGUUGUACAGUUUGAUGGCGUGAGGGACAAAGGAGUUUUUAAGUCUGUUAGUCCUGCACUUGGGAAGGAGCAUUCUGUCACUGAACAAGCUCCUCUGGUUGCUGAUGACGGUGUGCAGAGGGUGACUGGCAUCGUCCAUGAUGUUCAGUAGUUUGUCCAUAGUCCUCUUCUCUGCCACCGUCACCAGAGAGUCCAGCUUCAUGCCGACCACAGAGCCGGCCCGCCUGAUCAGUUUGUCCAGCCUGGAUGUGUCCUUCUUGGAUGUGCUGCUCCCCCAGCACACCACAGUGUAAAACAGGACACUGGCAUCCACAGACUGAUAGAACAUCCACAGGAGUUUCCUGCAGAUGUUAAAGGGCCGCAGCUUCCUCAGGAAGUACAGCCUGCUCUGUCCCUUCCUGUACAAGUGAUUGGUGUUGCAAGUCCAGUCCAGCUUACUGUCCAGCCACAGCCCGAGGUGCUUGUAGGAAUCCACAGCCUCCACCUCGACCAGAACUGGUUGUGACCUUGGUCUGGACCUCCCAAAGUCAAUGACCAGCUCCUUGGUCUUCCAGGUGUUAAGCAGCAAAUAGUUCCUGUUGCACCAAAUGGCAAAGUCCCUCACCAGGCUCCUAUACUUCUCCUCUCUGUCGUCCCUGAUACACCCCACGAAGGGGAGAAAAUAAAGGUGGAGGAGGAGUGGCGGUGUAUGUGGACUCAUCUCAUCUCAUUAUCUCUAGCCGCUUUAUCCUUCUACAGGGUCGCAGGCAAGCUGGAGCCUAUCCCAACUGACUAUGGGCGAAAGGCGGGGUACACCCUGGACAAGUCACCAGGUCAUCACAGGGCUGACACAUAGACACAGACAACCAUUCACACUCACAUUCACACCUACGAUCAAUUUAGAGUCACCAAUUAGCCUAACCUGCAUGUCUUUGGACUGUGGGGGAAACCGGAGCACCCGGAGGAAACCCACGCGGACACGGGGAGAACAUGCAAACUCUGCACAGAAAGGCCCUCGCCGGCCACGGGGCUCGAACCCGGACCUUCUUGCUGUGAGGCGACAGCGCUAACCACUACACCACCGUGCCACCCUGUAUGUGGACUGUAAUUUGAAUUAUAAGUUAAUAGAUGGCAUGACAACUGUGAUUGAUAAUUUAUUAGAAUGUUUAACAAUUGAAAUUAAUAUUGAAAAAACUAGAAAUGUAUUAAUUAGCUACAUAUAUAGAGCGUUAGAAACUAGUAUAGAGGCGUUUAAGGACUGGGUAGAAAAGACAGUUACAGUAGACAAUAAAAAAGUUAGCUUCAUUUGUGGAGAUACAAAUAUUGAUGUGUUGAACCCUAAUAAGCACAGUAUGACAGAGAAAUUUAUUAAUACCAUGUACAGUAUGAGUCUUCACCUCAAAAUGACCAGACCCACCAGAAUUAAUGACCAUAGUGCUACUUUAAUAGAUAAUAUAUUUACCAAUGAUAUAGAUAAUAACAUUAUAAGUGGAAUAUUAAUCAAUGAUAUCAGUGAUCAUGUACCAGUUUUUACAAUUUAUGACUGUAAUUGUAAGAGAAAUGUGACAGACCAUAAACUUAAGUACAGAAGAGUUAGGACAGAGGAAGCCAUGUUUGCAUUAAAUAAUGAUUUAUUACUGCAAGACUGGGAAUCAGUUUAUACAGAGAAUAGCAUUGAUAGAGCAUAUGAUAACUUUUUAAGUAUAUUCAAAUUAUUAUAUGAUAAGAAUUGCCCACUGAAGCAAUAUAGUACUAAACAAAACUAUAAUGACCAACCUUGGAUUACUAAGGGAUUACAAAAUGCCUGUAAGAAGAAAAACACUCUAUAUCGAGAAUUUAUUAAAUUAAGAACCAAAGAGGCAGAAAAUAAAUAUAAAAACAAGUUAACGAGUAUCAUAAGGAGAUGUAGGAAGGAUUAUUAUGGCAAAUUAAUAGAUAAUAGCAAAAAUAAUAUUAAAGGAAUAUGGAAUAUAUUAAAUAGUAUUAUUAAAGAUGGCUCUGGACAAAUAUAUUAUCCUAAAUACUUUAAUGACAAAGAUAUCGAAAAUUAUAACAUGGAUGUAGUUGCUAAUAGUUUUAAUAAUUUUUUUGUUAAUGUUGGACCAAGAUGAACUCAAAUCAAAUCAAAUCAAAUCA